Molecule: messenger RNA, 5925 nt
Organism: Candidula unifasciata
Lineage: Eukaryota; Metazoa; Mollusca; Gastropoda; Stylommatophora; Geomitridae
Source: the annotation of a GenBank genome assembly
GACAUUUUUGAGUGCAAGACGUGUGGGCUGACAGGCACUUUGUGUUGCUGCACCGAGUGUGCCAGAGUCUGCCACAAGGGCCAUGAUUGUAAACUGAAGAAGACUUCGCCAACUGCCUACUGUGACUGCUGGGAGAAGUGCAAGUGUAAGGCCCUGGUGGCGGGAGUUCAGGCCUCCCGCUACACUCUUCUCAAUCGCCUGCUGAGUCACACAGACCUGGUUUCAGCUCCAAACUCUCGCGGGGAGAAUGUCCUCCUGUUUCUGGUCCAGACUGUUGGGCGGCAACUGGUUGAGCAGAGGCAGUAUCGGCCGCCCAGGGUCAGGGUAUCUGGAGCCAGGAAGACCCAGCUUGUUGACAUGGAUUUGGAAAUGCCAGAACAUGACCUGGAGCCACCCAGGUUUAGCAGGAGGGCUUUGGAGAGAAUACUCAAUGAUUGGACAGCGGUCAAGGCGAUGUUGACCACUGGCUUGAAGCAGCCAGUUACAGGGGGCCCUGAUGUGGUUUACGAGGAGCAGAUUUACCUAGAGAGUCAGAGCGGCACAGCCCGACUUGACAAGUUCACCCACUGCCUGCUGGUCAAGUGUAGUAAUGAGAUGUUGGACACUCUACUGACCACCCUGAUUCGUGAGAUGCAGAGCGAGAGCCUGCCAGCUCGAAGAGACGAGGCUCGGCGAGUGACCCGCAGGUUUGUUCGCUCUGUGGCGCGGGUGUUUGUUGUGCUCAACAUUGGCAUGCUACCAGCCUCCAGCAAGAAACGCAGCCUCCACGCCCCACCCUGCCAGCCAUUGAUGAAGUGCAAGCGGGUUUUCCAGGCGCUGAUUACUAUAGCUAUAGAAGAGCUGUGCCACAUGGCUAAUGCCUUGAUUGUCCCCGUUCGCAUGGGAGUCGCCAGGCCCACAGCUCCCUUUGCUCUGGUCAGCAUCAACUCCGAUGCUGUACAGGGAAGUGAAGAGUUGUUUGUUUUGGACCCUCUGCCACCUCGGCCAUCAUCUGCGGACACAACUGCCCAGAGAAUGCCCAUUGUGACUCACCGCUCACCCAGGCACAGGUCUCAGGCUACAUCUCAGCAACCAGCUGAUGAUGAAAGAAUGCCUGUAGAUAUUGAAGAAGUGGAAGUAGCUGAGAGUAUGCAGGUGGAUGAUGACCACAGUGACAGGGAGGACAGAGAUGACCGACAGUCAGAGCACUCUGACCGAGACCUGGAUCAUGACCCAGAACAACCCCCUCCUGACCCAGAAGAUGGCCCCGCCGAGAGUGACAUGAGCCUGGUAAUGCUGACGGAGGAGUCCGACAGCGACAGCGAGAGUAGUCACAGUAACCAGGACAACGUCAGUGUCCAGAGGUCAGCCGUUACCAUGGCUACAGCAGGCUCUGAUGCAGGUUUGGGAAGUCUGGCUCAUUUCUCUGAAGACUCGGGCGAUUCCUCCAACCAGGAGGAGGAUUAUGAGAGCGAAGCUGGAGAGAGUGAGGAAAGAGACACAGAUGAAUUCAUCUACCUGGACGAGCAGCUGGAGAGACCUACGACUGCAGGGACAGGGGCCCAAGGUCAGCGAACACUGCAGGCCCCACAAACCAUGCAGUGGGCCAUCAGACAGAGAGAGCCGGUGGCCACAGUCACCACCACGAGACCACCAACUACCACCACCACCACUAGUACAGCAGGUGGUACCAGUUUAAUCUACAUCGACCCUUCUACUCUCCGCCGCUCCGUGUCAGUGGCCGCACCCACUGUCACCAAUCAGGACAGCCCAGUGACCAUGGCAACCACUGCCAGCCAGCUGAUCACAGACCUGCUGAAUAUUUUACCUUACUACCACGCCCUGACCCCCAUUUUGCCCAGGGUCUUGGAGGUCACCCACCAGGAAGAGCAGAAUAUUCAGGUGUUCCUGGAGCAGAACUUGCGCCCAACCUGGCAGUGGUUGGUGGCAGUCAUGGACUCUACCGAGGCCCAGCUGAGGUUCGGCUCAGCACUCAGCAACAACAGUGACCCCUCUUGCCCCCAACAUCCGCUUCAUGCCAGCUACACCAGGAACCAGCGUGAGCGAGCUGGCCCCCCCAGAGAAGAGGCCAGAUCACUGCAGGUUCUGGACCACAACCGGAGACGACUCCGAUUUGGCACUCCAGCGACAAGCAGUGAUGGCAAUUCUGCACGCAGGGACUUCCUCAGCUAUGCCCUGUCUCUGAUGAGAAGUCACCACGAUGAGCACUCUGACUCCCUGCCUGUGAUAGACAUCACAGCUCUCAGACAUACAGCAUACGUGUUCGAUGCCCUCAUUUACUACAUGCGUACAGCUCCAGAUUCUGAUGUGGAGGCCCUCAGGGAUGGUGUGUCUGUCACUUCUUGGCAGGACGGUGAAGAAGGCGAGGAGGAGCAUGAUGAGGAACUCUCAGGAACAUCCAAUACAGCUGGCUUGAACAUGGAGUCUGAGAGCAUGGAUGGAGAUAGUGACAGUGCUACUCGACUUGGCAGACGCCAUCCUUUCUUCCAAAGAUCUGAUUCCACCAUUUUUAUGGGUUGUCCACCUCCUGACCCUUUCCAUACCCCACUUGUGGAGGCACUGCCACUAGCUGACCAGCCUCAUCUCUUACAACCAAAUGGGAGCAGGGAAGACUACUUUGGCAUGGCCAAGCCCACUGUCAUUUCCAAAACUGAUGAGGGAUCAUCUGUGUCUCUGGGCCAGCAGCUGCCAUUGAGCCUAGCUUUGUCCACCAGGCCUGAUGAUGAUAGACUUCAGCUUGCCCAGAAUCUCAGAAAUGCUGCAUUUCAACCAAUCUCAGCAGCACCCGCUAGCAGUACUCACCCUGGAAGGACAGGAUGGCCGACCAGCAGCACAAGUGUCAGCACAUCCAUGACCUCUUCACGGAUCACCUCAGCCAACUCCGAGUUGUUCCCUCAGAGUGUCGCUGUCAACUUGACCCUGUCUGGAUCCAGUCCGGGUUUUUCUCAGGAAGUUAUUAACCCUCUGAACAUCCCUCUUCCUAUGGAUCCUGCACCAGGUACUGUACAAGCAGCUGUGGCACCAAUCAUCUACUCUGAACCUUCAUCCAGUGUAAUUGUCGCCUCAUCAGCAGCACCACACUACUCAUCUACAACAUUCGCCCUGCCUCACCCCUCAGCUCCCGUGGCUUCUUCAGCCCCUCCAACUCCUGGUCAGCUGGCAAGGGCUGCCCUGUCGGCUUUCUCCGAGAUUGCCACCAGCCGGGAGAGAUUGUCAACAGUUGUGACCACAGCAGUCUCCACAACCCUGAGCACUGCUUUAGGGAGCAGUGCCGGCUCCUUGCCCAGCUACCAGCUUCACUUACAGCAGGCCCCAGCCCCGGGACCCCUGCAGUCUAAUCUUCCUGAUGUCACCCAGGCCAGUGUUAUUGUCCACACAGCAUCCACCCCUUCAAGCCAGUUAGCUUCAGGUCAGGUGACCCAGCAGUUGUCCUCAGCUGCUGUUGCUCAGCCUGGCACCUCCAUGUCUGGGCCCACCACUGUCGGCAGAAGCCAUGAGGAUAGUGAUGAUUCGCAGCCACCAAUGAGACCAAAGAUCCACUUUGCUUUCCUGGCUUGGUCGCAGAGUCAAAUGGCACCCUCAGCUGCUUCCUCUGCAUCUUCAUCACAAGGUUGUCAGGAAACAUUUAUGUCCACAGGAAUGCAAGCGCACUCACUCCCGGCAGGUCCGUACUCCAGCUCUGCCGCCACCGAUACAGUCAGGGACGGCUCCGAGUUGCAGCAGUCUGCCCCACCAACGGUCUCAUCGGGUGUCCCACUGGUGACAUUGACUCCAUUGUCCAGUCGCCCGGCAUCUCUCCCAUUGCUACCCACCGAGGCAGGCAGCUCUAACAUGGAGACUGCCCCGAUUGAUCUGGUUGGAGCUAAUGAGAAUGUGUCAAACACAGUUGAUAUUGAGACUAGUGAGCAGCUGGCAUACUCUGCCCUUCACGGCACUACUGCAGCAGCCACAGCACCUCCACCACCUGCUUCUGUUCCAGCAUCAGCAGUCAGACACCAGGGAGCCAUGGCUCAAAUUGUCUCCCACGACAUGCUGCUGGGAAGAUGGCGCCUGUCACUGGACCUUUUUGGCCGGGUGUUCUGUGAUGAUGUUGGUGCUGAGCCAGGAUCCAUCAUUAGUGAGCUCGGGGGCUUUCCGGUAAAGGAGGGUCGAUUUCGACGAGAAAUGGAAAAACUGAGGAAUUCCCAGCAGAGAGAUCUGACGUUGGAGGUUGAGAGAGAUAGGAAUGCCCUCCUUACCCACACCUUCAAACAACUGAACACUUAUUUCAACCGGCGCACGAACACCUCAGGCCCGCCCCUGUGUGUGCACCGGGUCAAGGUGACGUUCAAGGAUGAGCCAGGAGAGGGAAGCGGUGUCGCUCGCAGUUUCUACACUGCUGUUGCAAAUGCUGCCUUGUCUCAAGAGAAAUUACCACCGUUAGACACCAUUCUUGUGGGAGGCAAGUCCUUGCAGUACAGCAAAUCAUUAGAUCUCAUCAACCGCCUGCGGUCUCGCGACAGAGAGAGGGAGAGACAGAGAAGCACCAUCAGACAGCGCAGCCGGGACAGAGAAAUGAGACGAACAUUGUCCUAUGAUGCCCCACCCUUCUACAUGCCCACAGAUCCGCCUGCAGGAAGCUCCACCAGCGUUUCUGGGGUGGAUAACCCUGAUAGUGGCUCUGAAGCAAUCACUCAGUACCGUCGUCAGUUGGGUGAGAGGCUGUAUCCCAAGGUUCGAGCCCUCAGGCCGAGUCUAGCCGCCAAAAUUACUGGAAUGCUUCUAGAACUGUCUCCAUCACAGCUGGUGCUCCUGUUGGCUUCAGAUGAGUCUCUGAGACAGAGGGUGGAUGAGGCUGUGGAGAUUAUUACCACCCAUGGAAGAGAGAUGAGUUCUGACAGUUUUCUUGAUCUGGACAUCUUCAACUUGUCGUCUGACAAAUCCAAGACCCCUCCUUCCUCAUCAGCUGCUGCAGCAGCUGCUAGUGCAGCUCGCACUGGGGAGGGUCUGGCCUGUGAGCUCCUCAUGGAGGAUGACAUUGAAGACAACGCUCCUCUCUUCUGGCAGCCGGGGAAACGAGGCUACUACUGCCCCAGGAUAGGCAAGGCUUCACCCGAGAGACUCAACGCUUUCAGAAACAUUGGAAGAAUCAUUGGCCUGUGUCUACUUCAGAAUGAGAUCUGCCCAUUGUUCUUUAACCGACAUGUGCUCAAGUGUAUCCUGGGUCGUCGCACUGGCUGGCAUGACCUUGCCUUCUUUGACCCUGUCAUGUACGAGUCGUUACGCUCGCUGGUGGAGGAUGCAGAGACUAAAGAUGCCCAGCUCAUCUUUACAGCCCUGGAUUUGAACUUUUGUGUGGAACUUUGUGCUGAGGAGGGUGGUGAGCAGGUGGAGCUGAUACCAGAUGGUGCAGAGGUGGAGGUGACAGCUCAAAAUGUUCACAAUUAUGUGCGCAAGUAUGCCGAACACAGGAUGGUUCUUGUUGCAGAGAAGGCCCUGAAGAAUAUACGUCUCGGAGUCUUUGAUGUCAUUCCUUCCAAUUCCCUGGAUGGCCUCACAGCUGAGGAUCUGCGGCUGCUGCUGAAUGGCGUGGGGGACAUUAAUGUGCAGACACUCAUCAGUUACACCUCCUUCAAUGAUGAAAGUGGAGAAAACUCUGAACGGGUGCAGAGGUUCAAGCGUUGGUUCUGGGCUGUGGUGGAGAAGAUGAACAACUGCGAGAGACAAGAUUUGGUCUACUUCUGGACCUCCAGCCCGGCCCUGCCAGCUAGCGAAGAAGGCUUCCAACCCAUGCCCAGUAUCACUAUCAGACCGGCAGACGAUGACCACCUGCCCACAGCCAACACCUGCAUCUCCCGUCUCUACAUCCCCUUGUACUCAACAAAAGCCAUCCUCAAGAGCAAACUCCUGCUUUCCGUGAAGACCAAGGCAUUUGGUUUUGUGUAG